Messenger RNA from Nannospalax galili (Upper Galilee mountains blind mole rat), 920 nucleotides. Its product is annotated as DET1- and DDB1-associated protein 1-like. Gene Ontology annotation, biological process: positive regulation of proteasomal ubiquitin-dependent protein catabolic process. Lineage: Eukaryota; Metazoa; Chordata; Mammalia; Rodentia; Spalacidae. Bases 1 to 405 code for a protein of 134 amino acids. The transcript is spliced from 2 exons. The record is from RefSeq and is a predicted model, not a curated record. Gene Ontology annotation, cellular component: Cul4-RING E3 ubiquitin ligase complex.
AUGGCAAAGGAAAAGAAUGAACUAGUUGACAAAUUUAGCCAGUUCAUCGGCGUGAGCUGCGCGGCGGCUGGGAAGGAGGCUACGACGGUGGCGGCGGUGGCAGACUUCCUGAAAGGCCUGCCAGUCUACAACAAGAGCAACUUCAGCCGAUUCCAUGCAGACUCCGUGUGCAAGGCCUCGAACCAACGGCCCCCAGUGUACCUGCCUACCCGGGAGUACCCGUCAGAACAGAUCAUCGUGACAGAAAAGACAAACAUCCUCCUGCUCUACCUACACCAGCAAUGGGACAGAAAGAAUGCUGCCAAGAAGAGAGACCAAGAACAGGUGGAGGCAGAGGGGGAGAGCUCGGCGCCACCCCGAAAAGUGGCGCGGACCGACAGCCCGGACAUGCCAGAGGACACCUAGGCCCCAUGUGCCUGCUCACCCCGUCUGUCUGCUCUGUCCACUCCUGCCCGCGUGUGUAAGCGCAGCCCGCCCACACCCAGCCCAUACCCCUCCAACCUCAUAGGACCCAAGUAUUUAUUUUCCUUGAGUUUUUAUUUAUGCUGUAACUUGUGUCAAGCAUUGGUUAAAGGGACAUCAGACCCAGCUGUGAGGUGUCAGUAGGCCCUUUUUCACACAGUGGUGUCCCCCACCCAGCCACCUGUCAGUAAGGCCAAGCCCAGGGUCCAGGGCCAAGGUGGCCUGGCCUCCCACAACACCAAGCAGCCUUCUUGAUCCUUCCCAUCCAUAGGCUCUGCCUGGUCUGGAGUCCCCCACCCCCACCCCCUCCCCACUCGGGGUUCCUCCCAUGCCCAGGCCUCACUGAGCCCAUACCAGGGCAUGGGAGACAAGGCCCUUUUGGAUCUUUCUCUUAAGUCAUUUUAUCAUGGACUAGCCCAUGCUCCACGUCCACCCCAAUAAAAGGAUCUUUCCUACUC